This is a messenger RNA of Patiria miniata (bat star), 1791 nucleotides long. It is a transcript of the gene mthfs, whose product is annotated as 5-formyltetrahydrofolate cyclo-ligase-like. Gene Ontology annotation, cellular component: mitochondrion. NCBI's taxonomy places the organism in Eukaryota, Metazoa, Echinodermata, Asteroidea, Valvatida, Asterinidae. Gene Ontology annotation, molecular function: 5-formyltetrahydrofolate cyclo-ligase activity. The record is from RefSeq and is a predicted model, not a curated record. Bases 34 to 627 code for a protein of 197 amino acids. The transcript is spliced from 3 exons. Gene Ontology annotation, biological process: tetrahydrofolate interconversion; folic acid-containing compound biosynthetic process.
GUUUAGCGCCCUCUAUAGGAUAUAACAACAAAGAUGGCGGCCGCCAUGCGUGAAGCGAAAAGUUUACUUCGUCGCGAAAUGAAACAACGAAUUGCUGCCUUAUCAAGUGAGGAAAAGGUACAACAGUCGGCAAUCAUUUUCAAGAAGCUCACAUCUCAUCCGGUCUACCAGAGCAGCCAACGCAUCUCAGUGUACCUCAGCACAGCAGAUGAAGUCAACACACAAGGGAUCCUGGAGCACAUGUUUGCCAACAACAAGAAGGCUUAUGUGCCGCAGUACAUAGGUCCGCGGAUGGACAUGCUGAGGUUAUAUUCAAUGGAGGACUACGAUACUUUGCCACUGACAAAGUGGAACAUCAAGCAGCCAGGGGAGGGAGACCAGAGAGAGGAAGCUCUUGCAACAGGUCUUGAUCUAAUUAUCGUACCUGGUCUGGCUUUCACAACUGGUGGGGAUAGACUAGGGAAGGGCAAGGGAUACUACGACAAGUACCAAGAGCGGUGUGCUAAGCACCCGGGCGGGAAGCCAAAGACCAUCGCACUGGCUUUCAAAGAGCAGAUGUGUGCCACUGUGCCAGUGUCAGAGAGUGACGUCACCAUUGACUAUGUGAUCCAUGGAGAUGCAGACUAGCUUGCCAGCACAAUCAUCAGUACACGUAUAAGACUGUGUCAGGCUUACAUACAUGUACUUGUUGAUGUUAUAGUCUGCUCAUUCUGCUGGAGCAAAAAUAAAGAUGAAGGAAUGUAUUCAUAGACCCUUUGAAUAGAGCGCCCUCAUUGUGGGCAACUAACUAGGGCAAGUCUUUUUUCUUCUGCUCUUCAUAAUUAGACACUUGGUCAUUUCAUUGUCACUGAAUUUUAAUUUCAAAAUCUGCCAACUUAUAGCUGAAACGGCAAAUUAUCAAAGAUUUGUGAUUUUCUUUUAAAAGACUCCCCUUUAAUUUCAGUAGGACUUCUAAAAGUUCCAUUGUAUUCAGUAUAAUCAUGUAUAUUUUCUGAUGACAUAAGAGUAAAACAUCGACACUUUUCAAUUUUGUUCCAAACUGACAGGCAGUCAAUCUAUUGGAUUCUGACUUAUAUUAUGCUAUUCCAGUUUAUAUUCGAGACAGAACGAAAUUCUUGAAAAAAGUUUCAAAAAUCCUCCUUGGGUUUUAAGUUACAAAUCUGAGAGUGGAUGAUGGAAAAUAAAUUUGUCUAAUUGUUAUUGUUUUUAUAGAAGUCAUUUGCCAAAUGAAACACAUGUAGAACGUUUUAAGAAUGUUUUACUAGUGAUGGCAAACGAACAUCAGUACUUGAGACAAUCAAGCUUUUUUUUUAUUGAGUUUUAAUGGAAAUUGAACUUACUGUACAUACCAACAGUAGGACUAUAACAGAUCACCCUAUGAAAUAUAAAUUGUGUAUAAUGUAAAUAAAAUGUAUUAAUUUUGUUUUGACAGAAUAAAGAAUAGAACAAACAGCUCAAACAAACAGUAACAUAUUCAACUCAUUGUGGAUAAGUGAACCUUUCCAUCAAUCUUAUAUUCAAAUUUGACCACCUUAAUGUAUGAUGUGACAAAUCCGAGGUACACGUACAAUGUAUUGAGAAAAAAAAAUUCUAUAGGCCAGCCUACAGUCAUGUACAAUGUAUGUUGUGCAAAAAAGGCACUUCACGUGCAGAUUACAUUCAUGUUAUGGAAUAGAAAUCUGUUUACAGACAUUGUUACAUUUCCAAUAUUUUGCAAACGGCAUUACAUGUGAGCGCAUGCGUCAAAACAAACCUCACAAACUUGCAUAAAGUGAAACAUUUAACGAAAUA